AACGAUGUGUUAGAAUGUACCAAGUGACAGGGCCUAAUACCGGAUUUGGACUGUGCAACAAUUCUGCCUAGACCAGUAUAGGACUGUAGGUCUACAGCUGAAGGAGGUGAAUGUUCUGUAUGCUCACUUAUUUUUUUGACCUGCCUGUAAUCGAUCAUUUAAUCUGUUUGAAGUAUUUGCGUGAGGAUUCUAGCCUAAAUUAUUUUAAUGAGUAGCUCAGUAAUUUUGGAAAAUACAAUGCAACUUCGGUCAGAGAGAACAAUAGCGUAUUGCAUACCCAGUAUUUAAACUGCUGAUAAGAAAUACACGUCGAAUAACCGCAUCUAAUUUCGAACCGGUCUUAUCUAGACGGGCAUAGGACAAUGGCGACGUUAACAAGCCAGGAUUCAACCGCUCAAGCGCGAGUUUAUUUCCAAACGCCUCCCGGUACCGAGGAUUCAGAAGUCGUCCAGAAGCAAGGCCGGGUAACCGUGAAAUACGAUAGAAAAGAGCUGAGGAAGCGACUCAAUUUAGAGGAGUGGAUAAUUGAGCAGUUAACGGAUUUAUACGACUGUGAGGAGGAGGAGAUUCCAGAGUUGGAGAUUGAUGUGGAUGAGCUGUUGGAUAUGCCCACUGAUGGAGACCGGGCAUCCAGGGUCAAGGGUUUGCUGGUUGACUGUUACAAACCUACAGAUGACUUUGUCACGGCUCUCCUAGAGAAGGUUAAAGGUCUGCAGAAACUCAGCACUCCGCCCAAAAAGAAUGAAAAAUCUUCUCCUUAGCCUCAGAACAACCCCAACUGAUUACAACUCAGUUCUACACAGGGACACCCAGCUAGAAACCCUCAGCACCUAGAAUCCUUCAAUCAACAGGAUUGGUAGAGGGAAGAAGAUCGACCAAUCAAAUCUCUGCAGCAGGGAUUACUAUGUCUCUGUCUUUGUUAAAACUAUGUGGAUUUAUAAUCAUGUUAUACAUAUACAGUAGUAAGUGAUGAGUGUUGAAAUAUCAGAAUAUAGUACAGCAUUGAUAAACUGAUGACAUGGAGGAAGAACAUGACAUUUAACUUGAGCUAUAAGUCACCAACAAAGCAUGACAAGUACAUAAACCUCAUGACAGCUCAUAGUGAGUCAUGACAGAUGCAACUUUAUGCAGUCUAACAAAUGUAACUCUUUGGUUAGUUGAUUAGUCAACAUCACUGUAUGUAUAGUAACAGCUAGAAAUAGUGAACUAUCCUUGGUUGGUAAUAGUUGGAGCCAUGUAAUUUUUACGAUGCCAUUUUAACUAGGAUUUAUAGAGAAGCAAAGUGUUACUUGAGAAUGAUUUAUUUGGGGAAACGGUAGUUAAGUCUGUGUAAGCCGAGCACUGUCAUCACCUGUCUAAUAUAUUUUUGGAAAGGGAAGCAUGAAGGGCUUUUCAACAUUUCACACUGGACUACUGGGAGUGAACAUUAUGCUUUCUGUUAGACCUUUGACAUGAGCAAGUGUGGACAGUUAUCAAAGACAAACACCAGCAUGCCACACAAGGCACUGUAAUAACAUCAGUAGCCUACGCAUUUUUCAUUGCGUACAUUUUUUGUUAAAUACACAUUUUGGGAAUAAUGCAUGACUGACUCUAUAAAACACAGGAAAACAUUUGCAAAUUAGGGUUAGAGCCCAUUUAAAUCCAUGACAUGAACUUUCACUACAGUGAAUGCUUUUGAGUCCUACUAUAACAUAUGGUUCAACUGGUUUCUCCUCCAUAUCCUCCACCCUGGUGCCUGAGAGUGACGGGGUGGGUCUGUUUCUCAGACCUGACCCAAGUAGAUAAAAAGCUUUAUAAAGCGAAGGCCUUUCUACUUGUUUCUCAAACCCAAAACACUUAGUCAUUAACCAUACAGUAAGCACUGCGAAAAGGACUUCGGCCUUAGAAGACUACAGCAAUGAUUGUAUCGACUAUUGUGGAUUAAGCAAUGUCUUUGAAAAGAAUGACAAUUGGUCCUGCAUUUCGCUGCGCCCGCAUGUGUACACCUCAUUACUAUAAUUCCUUAAUCUUUUGGACCCCAUUGAGAUGUUAUUUUGGGCAGGCUUUUAACUACCAGAUUCGCAGUGCAUCUCCUAGAACCUGCAUCACAUUGAAGACCGAAUCAAAUCAUGAACUGGGUUACUGCGUUAAUUUAGAGUGCUGGAGGUACAGUAGGCGACUGCAUUAUCUGUGGUGUGUGUGUUUAAGAUGUGAUUGCAAAACUGUAGUGAUGUAAUGUAGCAAUACUUAAUGGUGCUGUUUAACAAUUUGUUACAUUUUUAUUAAAAUUCAAUACGUGUUUUACCUA
This is a messenger RNA of Oncorhynchus tshawytscha (Chinook salmon), 2287 nucleotides long. Its product is annotated as protein phosphatase 1 regulatory subunit 14B. Gene Ontology annotation, molecular function: protein serine/threonine phosphatase inhibitor activity. Lineage: Eukaryota; Metazoa; Chordata; Actinopteri; Salmoniformes; Salmonidae. The record is from RefSeq and is a predicted model, not a curated record. The coding region runs from base 363 to 761 and encodes 132 amino acids. The transcript has 4 exons. Gene Ontology annotation, cellular component: cytoplasm. Gene Ontology annotation, biological process: innate immune response; regulation of phosphorylation.